UGCAUAAAGAGGAAGAGGAUGUUUUCAGUGAGCGUCAAACUGCUGCUGGUCUCAGUGGAUCCAGCUGCAGGAUGGAGGGAACAUCUGUCCACAGGCUGCUGGCUCUGAUCUCUCUGCUGAGCCGCUCAACCAACCAAGCUGCUCUGACUGUGAGUCCCAGCAGAUCUCAGUUCUUCAGAGGAGAAUCAGUGACUCUGAUCUGUGAGGAUGGAAACGUCUCUGAUGGAGGAACUGUGAGGAGAAACACAACCAGAGGAACCAGGACUGAGUGUGGAGAUGGAUGGGGGAAACCAGCUGGUUCUACCUGUGAAAUUAUCUUGUUCACUUCUGACUCUGGUGUGUACUGGUGUGAGUCCACAUCUGGAUCCUCCCCCAGCAGCAGCAGCAGCAUCCAGCUCUCUGUCUCUGGUGGAUCAGUGAUCCUGCAGAGUCCUGUCCUCCCUGUGAUGGAGGGAGAUGACGUCACUCUGAGCUGCAGAGCAAAGAGUCCAGCCCACAACCUCCCAGCUGCUUUCUUUAAAGAUGGCUCCUUCAUUGGUGAUGGACCAUCAGGUCACAUGACCCUCCUCCAUGUCUCCAGCUCUGAUGAAGGCCUCUACCAGUGCAGCAUCAGCGGUCAGGAUGGAGAGUCUCCAUCCAGCUGGAUCUCUGUCUCAAAGAAACGGACUGCCAGAGCUCUGCCCACUACUGGACCGCUUACCACGUUUGACUGGAGUUUUGAAGCUCUGCCCACUACUGGACCGCCUACCACGUUUGACUGGAGUUUUGAUGCUCCGCCC
Molecule: messenger RNA, 779 nt
Organism: Poecilia reticulata (guppy)
Lineage: Eukaryota; Metazoa; Chordata; Actinopteri; Cyprinodontiformes; Poeciliidae
Biological process (GO): cell surface receptor signaling pathway; immune response
Cellular component (GO): external side of plasma membrane
Molecular function (GO): transmembrane signaling receptor activity
Source: RefSeq, a predicted model, not a curated record